Symsagittifera roscoffensis is the source of this 1496-nucleotide messenger RNA. Its product is annotated as very long chain fatty acid elongase F-like. Gene Ontology annotation, biological process: fatty acid elongation, saturated fatty acid; fatty acid elongation, polyunsaturated fatty acid; very long-chain fatty acid biosynthetic process. Gene Ontology annotation, molecular function: fatty acid elongase activity. Bases 454 to 1296 code for a protein of 280 amino acids. The transcript is spliced from 3 exons. Lineage: Eukaryota; Metazoa; Xenacoelomorpha; Acoela; Convolutidae. The record is from RefSeq and is a predicted model, not a curated record. Gene Ontology annotation, cellular component: endoplasmic reticulum membrane.
UUUCCGAUGCUGAGCAUUAUAUAUCAAUACCAGUAUACUCUAACAUAUUGACUUUGCGUAUAACUAAUCAUAACCAAAGACUAAUCAUAACCUCACAGCUGAAGCAUCUCUACAACCAAGCAAACCAAAGGUGAAUCUUGUUCAGAGUCGGUACACUUUGCCAUUCUGCUCACAUUGGCACCUAUACAGUUUUUGCUUGUGUAAUAAAUCUGAAUAAGCCAAAACGGUGUUAUUGUUUACUACUCUCUACUUUUUCUAUAACGUUUGUUUGCUAUCAUUCUUACAAAGAAAAUCAUCAUAGCUGAUGAGUAUACGCUGGAAAGAAGAGGCCGAAUCCUGAGACAGUGAAAAAACUACGUCGUAUCAGCAAAUAAACAGAAGAAAACUUUGACCAAAAAAACUCAUUCGAAAGAGCUGCAUUGUCUAAUAAAAGUGUCAACAAAAAUAGUUGCAAUGGAGUUCUUAGUUUCUGAAAUCCAUGACGAUUACGUGAAAUAUUACUCGAACCGAUUUGCAUCCACUUUUUCAAUAGCAUUUAUCGAGAAACAUCAAAUGGCUAUAAUGCUGUUGAGCUAUGCUUCGCUUUGUUACUGGGGAUUUAGCCUGGCCAAACAAAACGCGAAGCCGAUUGUCCAAGAGGGAAAGUGGAUUUUGAGAGUAUACAACAUUUUCCAGGUUAUUUUCUCCGGCUACAUCGCAUAUCUGGCGGCCUCUACUUACCUCCUAACCUUAGUGAAAACUGGAGAUAUGUGUCAAAGAAUGGACCUCGACACAGAAAAAGACGACAAAUGGUACAUUGAUCGGCAAACAUACACUUGCUACCUAUUCUACAUUAGCAAACUAGUCGACAUUUUUGACACCAUCUUCAUCAUCAUUCGUGGAAAGUGGCGCCAGUUGACCUUUCUUCACGUGUUCCAUCACACAUCCGUUAUCUUCCUCGGCUGGAUGGCGAUCUAUUAUCACCCUUGUGGGUUCUAUCAUAUCUCGAUCCAACUCAACGCACCAAUGCACUUCUUCAUGUACUUCUACUAUUUUCUCUCAUCUUUCCCCGAACUGGCCCCCCAUUUAUGGUGGAAAAAGUACAUCACAACUCUUCAGCUCAUCCAGUUCAUAGUGGGGUCGGCGAUGGCAGUGUUCUGCUUUGUGAAACGUCUGCUAGUUGGCGAGUCCACGGGACUCAGUCUUAUCUACACGUUCUCCGUUAUCUUCUACGGAAUCACGCUUCUGUUUCUGUUCACGGGGUUCUACAAUUCGGCCUACAAGAAGAAAGAUGAAAAGAAAGAAAAAUCCAAAUAGGUCAAAAGCACACAAUCUUCAUUUAUUUACAACUUUAACAGCAGAUUUCGACAUGAUUAAAUGCCAUCUGUCACUAAGUUUAACUAACCAAUUUUACUUCAAUGUAAUGAAACCUGUAUCUUAAUAACAAAUCAGAUUCCAUGUAUGAUGCACUGGUUUGAACUAACUCAGGAAUUAACAAAUACUUGCAACAUCCUUAA